Molecule: messenger RNA, 1531 nt
Organism: Lobosporangium transversale
Lineage: Eukaryota; Fungi; Mortierellomycota; Mortierellomycetes; Mortierellales; Mortierellaceae
Product: organic solute transporter Ostalpha-domain-containing protein
Exons: 5
Coding region: 113-1429 (438 amino acids)
Biological process (GO): transport
Molecular function (GO): transporter activity
Source: RefSeq, a predicted model, not a curated record
ACUCUUCUUUCUUUUUCUCCUGACUUAAUCAGUGAAUGUCAUUCACUCUCACUGGUCAUUGUACACGCUCAUUCUUCUUUGGCUUGUCUCUUCCACAUACACUCUAAAAGGGAUGGCUCCGACUUGUCCAAAUUACGACCUGGAGGCCACAGAUCCAAGCCAGUUCUAUGAUGGUCAUAGUAUUACAUGGAAGCGCCAUUACAUUGGAUGGGGCAUUGCGGGAAUUUGUACUUUCCUUUCGACCGUCAUUUCGUUCCGUCUACUCUAUAAACAUGCUCGCAAUUAUACAAAGCCAGCAGAGCAGCGGCAUAUUAUGCGAAUUGUGCUUAUGAUACCCAUUUACUCUUUCAUUUCAUUUCUCUCUUACCGGUUUUACAAGCAAGCCAUCUACUAUGAGACAAUUCGCGAUUGCUAUGAGGCUUUUGUGAUCCACUCCUUCUUUAUGCUUCUACUCACCUAUCUCGGCGAAGACACAGAAGUACGCAAAUCCCGUAUUAAUGCAGGACCCGAGCGUAUGAAGCUGGUUUUUCCUCUCAACUGCUGGUAUUAUAAUCCUCAAGGCGAGCUGUUCUUACGCAUGAUGUCAUAUGGAGUACUUCAGUAUGUAGUCGUGAAGCCUGCAACAACGAUCGCGGCAGUAAUAUUAGAGUAUAAAGGCCUUUAUUGCGAAACCAUGUAUAGUUUUGCAUAUGGAAAGGUUUAUAUUACUAUCAUCAACUUUAUCUCGGUCACUAUUGCCAUGUAUUUUCUGGUCGUAUUUUACGUUACAAUCAAGUCAGAGAUUCAAGAACAAAAACCUUUUUUGAAAUUCCUAUGUGUUAAGCUGGUGAUUUUCUUUUGCUUCUGGCAAACAUGUUUGCUCAGCUUGAUAGGUCAUUUUGACGUAUUCAAGGCGACGGAGUAUUGGAGCGUGAAUGAUAUUGAAAUGGGUAUCAAUGGAUUACUAGUAUGUGUCGAAAUGGUGGUCUUCGCCAUUCUCCAUGUUUACUCCUUCUCCUAUAUCCCAUAUAUCUCUAAUGUGACUACAUCUGUCUGCAAAUCCCUCCGAGACGGGUUCAAUCCAAUCGAUUUAUUUCGGGAAAUCGGGUGGGCAUGCAAAGAUAUUAUCCUUAUUAUCAUGGGUAAACCAUUACCUACACGAGAUGGUCAUCUCAGUGGGGCUGUCAAGCGUGCCCAGACUGUCCGGACAAAAGCUAGACUGUUUAGGAAAAAACGCAAAAUGGAACAGGCCUCAUUAUCGUCCUCACCCCCUGAUGCUAACGUGGACCCUUCAACUUUGGAAGCAGGGGGCAGAUUUAUAAACAGAGGAGAUCAGAUCCUUACUGCUGAUGCACAACGCCAGAAUGUGCCGUUAUUAAGCCAUGUGGAUGGAGCAAGCCUCUAUGAGAUGCAGGAGCUAGAGCAUGCAAACCAACGGGCGCGAUUUUAGUAGUGGAAACAGUCUCAACUACAAUAUUUAUAGAAAUUAUGGAACCAAUAUCAGUAGCCUUUUGUAUCCAGAGUAGUAGAUCGGUAUCAAUAUUGUUAUUAU